GCUGUCUAUCGCCUUACCUCACGCAUUGUAAUAUUAUUGACGAAGGCCAUCGUCAUUCCGUUGAUAAUCUGAAAGUCGUGUUUUAUAGUGGUUUUUAACGCGAUUCCAUACACUGCCAAAACAGACAUGACUGCGCCGGGCAAGCUAUCCGUUGCUGUCGUCUGUUCAUCGAAUAUGAAUCGUUCCAUGGAAGCGCACAAUUUCUUAGCCAAAAAGGGCUUCAACGUGCGCUCCUACGGCACCGGUGAACGGGUUAAGCUGCCCGGCAUCGCGUUUGAUAAACCCAAUGUUUAUGAAUUUGGUACCAGCUACGAGGAAAUAUAUCGCGAUCUAGAGGCCAAGGACAAGGAAUUUUACACGCAGAAUGGUCUGCUGCAUAUGCUCGACCGCAAUCGUCGCAUCAAAAAGUGCCCCGAACGCUUUCAAGAAACCAAAGAACAAUUUGAUAUUAUAAUUACGGUGGAGGAGCGUGUUUACGAUUUGGUUGUGAUGCACAUGGAAUCGAUGGAGUCGGUUGAUAAUCGUCCCGUUCAUGUGCUAAAUGUCGAUGUCGUUGACAAUGCGGAGGAUGCGUUGAUGGGUGCCUUUUUAAUAACGGACAUGCUUAAUUUGUUGGCGAAAUCGAACGAUAUCGAUAAUGAUAUCGAUGAAAUGAUACAAGAAUUUGAGGAGCGCAGAAAUCGUGUGAUUCUCCAUUCUGUGCUUUUUUACUGACAGCCGAAGACGUUUGGUAACGGUACUUGUCCAAACAAUCACCCGCGCUCCACACUCGAUCAGCGCAAUCGAUGCGCUUAUCGAUACGUUAAGAAUUGUAAAUAUGAUGAGCGGAUCGAACAGAAAUGUCCACACUACAUGCCUACAAACAACUAGGACAAACGACAAACACACUCACAACAAGAAUGUCGAAUUUCAAAAAAAAAAAAAAAACCAAA
Drosophila navojoa is the source of this 932-nucleotide messenger RNA. It is a transcript of the gene Ssu72, whose product is annotated as Ssu72 CTD phosphatase. Gene Ontology annotation, biological process: mRNA processing. The record is from RefSeq and is a predicted model, not a curated record. Gene Ontology annotation, cellular component: nucleus. Gene Ontology annotation, molecular function: phosphoprotein phosphatase activity. NCBI's taxonomy places the organism in Eukaryota, Metazoa, Arthropoda, Insecta, Diptera, Drosophilidae.